Messenger RNA from Suillus bovinus, 678 nucleotides. RefSeq lists its product as uncharacterized. The transcript is spliced from 2 exons. NCBI's taxonomy places the organism in Eukaryota, Fungi, Basidiomycota, Agaricomycetes, Boletales, Suillaceae. The record is from RefSeq and is a predicted model, not a curated record. Bases 272 to 598 code for a protein of 108 amino acids.
GAGCGCUGAGCUGGGCUCAAUCGCUAUGCCAUGGGACGUCACCGAGGCAAGCUGGCAGCGUCUACUGACCCCGAGUACGAGUCCAGGAUCCAGGCUGCACUCAUGGGUGUCACAAAUGGCACUUACAAGAAUAUUACAGUAGCUGCAAGGGCACAAAAGGUCGCACGGCAGACUCUUAACGACCGGAGCAAGGGUCUACAUAUGUCUCGCAGGGAUUUUGCCAAGUCACAGCAACUCCUCCAGCCAUCGGAAGAGGAAGCUGUCAAGGACGAUGCUGAACCAACGGCUGGCGAAUAAGACCCAGAAGAAGCGUCAGAAGUCGAAGAAAAUUAACGCCCGUUUCGUCACGCACCCAGAGCUCAGAGAAGCAUUCGAGGCUGAAGAAAUCGAGCGCAUUGAGAAGGAAAAGGUUGAGGCAGAGAAAGCUGCCCAGAAAAAAGCCGAAAAUGAUGUUCGGCUCUCGCGCAUUGAGGAAGACAUCAAAACGAAGGUAUUUGACGGCUCACUAUCAUCAUACAAGCGCAAGGACGACCUCGUCACCAUUGCCGGCGCUCUUUCACUAUCCAGGGACGGGACAAUGAUUGAACUGACUGCAUGAAUCAAAGAACAUCUUGCAGAAAAUCCUGACUGUGCCAGUCAACCAAGGUUCGCGGGACUUCUCGGUGGCAAACGAACGAG